CAGCAGAGUUGCGCAGUUGCAUUGUGAGCAGCGCAGCCAUUACAGUUUUCCUAAAUCUUUACAGUUGGAUGAGUUAAGUCGACCAAACAAUUUUCUGUGGAAAUUUUGUUAUAGUAUAUCGCUGGAAGAGAUAUCCGCUCAGGAAAUUUGUAAAACUACACAGACUGAGUUAACGCGCAAGGUCCCGCGUGUUUGCUAAUGCCAGUAUAGGCUAACCGAAUUGUUAGCGAUUUUGUUUUUAAUGACAUAAACGGUUUCAUUUAAGGGUAGUAUAAAGAUGGACACACCUCUUAGAAAUGAGUCGUCUGCAGGAAGCUCCGCGACUUUAUGCGAUGACCUCACAACUGCAACCGACUCGACUGCGAGCUUAUCUUCUGCACGAGCAGUAGUAACGUUACAGCAGGGAGAGCAACUAAAGGCCCAGGCACCCAUUUUACUUUAUGUUAACAGUCCUUUAUCAUCAACACCAUUAGUUACCAACAAAGUCGCUCAUGGUGGUCGAGGAACAGAGGCAGUUUCAACAUCAUCUGAGUUCACCCAUGAUGCCAUCGUACACCUCAUUGAAUCAAUGCAAAGGUGCAGUGAUAUUUAUAGCUCACGUGAGCGCGCGCUUCUCUUCCAGAGUGUUCAGAAAGAGCUGGAGAAUCUUGGUCACUCCAUACCUGUAGAGAAGAUUCGACGUAAAUGGAAUAACCUCCUUGUUACGUACAAGAGGGUUAAAGAUCGAAGCUCAUUGGGUGGAGCCCCCACAAAGACCUCAUGGGAGUACUUUGAAAUGAUGGAUAAUGUUUUAGGUCAGAGCAAUAUUUUUCAAGGAAGCCCUACUUCAGCCACUCUUGUUGGAUUUGCGACCCCAGCUAAAGCAGGUGCAAAGUCGGAUGUACGUCCAUCUAACAGCGUGGCUGCAAUGACCACCCCAUGUCUGCUUCCCACUGGCCUCAUCACAACGCCUUCCCAGAUCCCUACAAUGAUGACGUCUCCAAUGCUGUGCAAAGUUAACCCCAAAAUAAACCCUAAUCCCUCUGGUAGCACAGACACAGCCUCCAUCUCAUCUAAGCCUGCUUCACUGAUAAACCGCCAGCCACUGAAACAGAAAUUAAAGCGUCUUCGGCUCAACUCAUUGGCUACUCGUGCGGCCCAGCAGCAAGGGCAGGCUGGGGAACGCACUUCACUUCUUCGUAAUUUCCUCACCAGUCAAGAAGAGCGUACGCGUUUACAGGAGCAACGUCACCGCAAGAUAGAUGCACGAGAGCGUCGCAAGGAGAAAACCGCACGCGCCAUGGCCGAUGCGAUGGGAACGAUGGCAACGGCACUGGAAUUGAUCUCAUCCAAGCAGGAUACCAUUAUUGCUCUACUUCAGAGACUGGCUGAUAAGCAUUAAGGGGAAAAAACUUUACCUUCCUGUUUUUCUUUUACUAAUGUUAACUUUAUAACAGAUUUUAUUUAAUUGCUAUCCCAUUCUUAAGUAAUCAUUAAGUCUACAUAGUUAAUUUUGAAAUUCUGUUUUCUAUUUAAAAUGCUUAAGGUAAUACAAUCUGCAAAAAAAUCUUAUUUCAUAAUUUUCAUUUAUUACUUAACAACAAUGUUGCUUCUCAGUUUUGAGCAUUUCAAAUAAAGCACAAGUAUUUUCUUAAAAGAAAGUAAA
Molecule: messenger RNA, 1645 nt
Organism: Misgurnus anguillicaudatus (oriental weatherfish)
Lineage: Eukaryota; Metazoa; Chordata; Actinopteri; Cypriniformes; Cobitidae
Source: RefSeq, a predicted model, not a curated record